Fusarium odoratissimum NRRL 54006 is the source of this 2947-nucleotide messenger RNA. Its product is annotated as cysteinyl-tRNA synthetase. The record is from RefSeq and is a predicted model, not a curated record. Gene Ontology annotation, molecular function: ATP binding; cysteine-tRNA ligase activity. The transcript has 3 exons. Gene Ontology annotation, biological process: cysteinyl-tRNA aminoacylation. The coding region runs from base 1348 to 2721 and encodes 457 amino acids. Lineage: Eukaryota; Fungi; Ascomycota; Sordariomycetes; Hypocreales; Nectriaceae. Gene Ontology annotation, cellular component: cytoplasm.
CUGUGACUCAGGCCUCUCGUUGUUGACAUUUGUCUUGUUCUAAAGGUACAUUACCUUGCCUUGCAUAUACACCUCCUUUUCUCCUCCUACGAUACCCUCCCUCUCGUCUCCUUUUCUCUCCCCUUCGUCUUACCUUUUGGCGUCUGUAUGAAUCUCUUUCGACAACGUCUUAUUCGAUCCAAAAUCCCCACUCCGUUCUCAACGCCCCGACUGCGACCCCUCCAUCGAUUGUAUUCGUCUCUAUCCAGCUCCAACACGAGCACAAUGGAGUCGCUAAAGCUCUAUAACUCGCUCAAGCCUGGCGCUCCAGUGCCGUUUGUUCCUAUUGAGAAGGGCAAAGUUACCUGGUAUGCUUGCGGUCCUACUGUGUACGACAAGAGUCACUUGGGCCAUGCUCGCAACUAUGUCUCUACAGACAUUAUUCGUCGCAUUCUGAUGCAUUACUUUGGCUUUGAUGUCAAGUUUGUCAUGAAUAUUACCGACAUCGACGACAAGAUCAUCAUCAAGGCACGACGACAACGAUUGCUCGAGCUCGAGAAGAACAAGAACUACACAAAGGACGAACUUCGAGAUCUGGCCCUGGCCGCUUUCCGGGCAUACGCUAAGAGCAGCCUGCCUUUGCUGCUAAAGGACGGAGAGGACAUCGAUGCGACCAACUAUGCUCAGCGCAGAGAGGCAGGAUAUGGACACGUGCUUGCGGGCGGCACCAUUUCUGGUGAGGGAAAGCCUGGCGACGAUGAGGCCAAGGUCAAAAUGCACCUCAGCAAUAUGACUGCUGCUGCUGAAGCUAUCGCUUCUGGCGAGAUCUUCCCCGGCACCGACGAGAUUCUAUUGCCCUUCCUCGAUUCGCUUUACAAGGAAACCAUUGACACGAGGGAUCAGACAAUGUUCACAGAUCUGACUCAGAGCAUGGAGAAGCUAUUUAUGGAUGACAUGGAUGCGCUCAACGUGCUGCGACCUGACGUUAUCACUCGAGUUACCGAGUACGUUCCCCAAAUUGCCGAUUUCGUCAAAAGAAUUGUUGACAAGGGAUUCGCAUACGAAUCUGAGGGAUCUGUCUACUUUGAUAUCUCUGCGUUUGAGCAGGCCGGAAAUACUUAUGCGCGACUGCGUCCUGACAACCGAAAUGACAAGUCUCUCCAGGAGGAAGGCGAGGGUUCCCUCUCAAAAAACCUUGGUGGAAAGAAGAAUCCCGGCGACUUUGCUCUGUGGAAGAAGUCCAAGGCUGGCGAGCCCUUCUGGCCUAGCCCUUGGGGAGAUGGACGUCCUGGAUGGCAUAUUGAGUAAGUUCAAAUGAACCAAGGCAACUGAGUAAUGAGUUAACAAGUGAAUUCAAGGUGCUCGGUUAUGUGCAGUGAUGUUCUAGGAGCAACAAUUGACAUCCACUCUGGAGGUAUCGACCUGGCAUUCCCUCAUCAUGACAAUGAGUUGGCACAGAGCGAGGCUUACUUCUGCGAGCAUGGUAAGGGCGAGCACACAUGGGUCAACUACUUUAUCCACAUGGGUCACUUGUCGAUUUCUGGAUCCAAGAUGUCCAAGUCUCUCAAGAACUUCCAAACUAUUCAGGAUGCAUUGGCUACGAACUACUCUUCAAGAGGAAUGCGAAUUGUGUUUUUGAUGGGUCGAUGGAACGAUGGUGUUGAAAUUUCACCGGAUAUGCGAUUGCAAGCUGACAACUGGGAGUCAACCAUCAGCAACUUCUUCAUCAACGUCAAGGCAUUGCUGGCGGAGGCUGGUAUUUCACAUGAUGUCAAGUCUCUGUCUCUCAGCGCAGAUGGCAAGGCCAGUGAGGGUCUCUUGGCUGAGCUCGAGCAAGCCAAGAAGGACUUCGAGGCUGCUUUGGUCAACUCAAUCGACACACCAAAGGCUAUGUCUGUUAUCCUCAAGUUGGUCAACACUGCCAACGUGCACUUGAGAGACAACAAGGACGCUGAUCUUGUGGCUCUUGAGUCUAUUGCACGCUGGAUCACCAAGAUUGUGGGCAUCUUUGGUCUCGAUUCGAAUGCUUCGCCGCCAUAUGAAGGCCUUGGCUGGGCCACAGUCAUCGCCUCAGACGUUGAGCCAAAGACAGCCGUUCAGCCCUACGCCGAGGUCUUCACCAAGGUCAAGUCGGAUGUUUCUGGCUUGUCUCUAGAGAGCGCCGAGAUUUCUGCAUUGCUUGAGCAAGACCCUACUGCUGAGUUCGAGUCGAUCGCUUCUGGUGGCUCUCGCGACCCUGAGCAAUUGGCUUUGCCUUAUCUUCGUGCCGUCUCUAAGCUUCGAUAUGAGCUGCGUCGUAUUGUUUCUAACCAAGCACCCGAAACGAAGAAGGCUAUUCUUUCCUUGACAGAUCGUAUUCGCGACGAGGAUCUCACAAACCUAGGCGUUUACUUGGACGACAGACCUGACGGCCAAGCCUCCCUGAUCAAGUUCAUCCCCGCUGCUGAACUGAUUGCUGCGCGUGAAGAGAAGGCCGCCCAAGCUGCUGAAAAGGCGCGAAAGAAGGAGGAGGCUCGUCUUGCACGUGAGAAGGCCGAUCAAGAAGCUCGUGAGAAGGCCAAGGUCAGACCCGAGGAUCUCUUCAAGGGUGAUGAGAGAUACAGUGCCUGGGAUGAGCAAGGACUGCCUACUAAGAUGAAAGAUGGCAGUGAUGUGCCCAAGAGCCAAUUGAAGGGUUUGAAGAAGCAAUGGGACCGACAGAAGAAGGCGCACGAUGAUCUCAAGGCUAAGGGAUUGUUGUAGAAAUGGGAAGUGGUGUUGAAGUGGGUAACCUAUCUAGUAUCUAGAAGGAGGAGUUCGGGGGCGAAAACAAAAGCGUUUCAAGACUUGAUUAUUGCACAUUGACAUUUCUCACAUGAAUGGCCAUGCCUGGCUGCAUGUCGUCGCACGCUACUGUGAUAGGAAUGCAACACACAUUGACUUGAGAUGGGGGUUAAAUGUCGUGAUAGCAUGGUGGCAUUGAGCAAAC